CUCUCGCUCUUCAAGCUUUCUCUCCAACCUCUUGUUAGUUCGAGACUCCAGGUUCACCUCCGGCCACCAAUUUCGGGAGGGCGACCUUUAAAGGGGAUGGCAAUCAUACCUUUUGGAAGCACAUGGGUGACCCGGUGGGGAGUUCAGCCUCAGUCUGUAAUAAGGCCCUCUAUCUCAAAUAAAGUGUCAACCUUGCUGCAUUGUGCAUCAAGCAGUAGGAUCAGAUCACUGGCAUCACCAAGUUCAACCUUGUUUUCUCAAGAAUCCUUGAAUGCACUUUUCAGUUCAGGGUCAUACAACAAUCCGUGUCAGAGAAGAGGAGCACGGCUUGUUGUUAGGGCUGACAGAGAUUACUAUUCCGUGCUUGGUGUGUCAAAAAAUGCGAGCAAGUCAGAGAUCAAAAGUGCAUAUCGGAAGCUGGCCAGAAGCUACCAUCCAGAUGUGAACAAAGAAGCUGGAGCGGAAGAUAAAUUCAAGGAGAUUAGCAAUGCUUAUGAGGUUUUAUCAGAUGAUGAGAAACGUUCCAUUUAUGACAAGUAUGGGGAGGCUGGACUAAAAGGCGCUGGAAUGGGCAUGGGGGAUUUCAGCAACCCAUUUGAUCUGUUUGAGUCAUUAUUUGAAGGCAUGGGAGGCAUGGGCGGAAUGGGCGGCAUGGGAGGAAGAGGGUCUCGCAACCGAGCAACAGAAGGUGAAGAUCAGGUCUAUAAUCUGGUUCUAAAUUUCAAAGAAGCUGUAUUUGGUGUCGAGAAAGAGAUUGAAAUAGCCCGUCUGGAGAGCUGCAGCACAUGUGAUGGAUCAGGGGCAAAACCAGGAACAAAGCCAUCUAGAUGUAGCACAUGUGGUGGUCAAGGGCAAGUCGUCUCAUCAGCAAGGACUCCUUUGGGUGUCUUCCAACAAGUGAUGACAUGUUCCACCUGUGGGGGAACUGGAGAAAUCUCCACUCCUUGCAACACAUGCAGCGGCGAUGGCCGAGUAAGGAAGUCAAAGCGUAUUAGCUUGAAAGUUCCAGCUGGGGUGGAUUCUGGGAGUCGUUUGAGGGUCCGUUCCGAAGGUAAUGCGGGACGGAGAGGUGGCCCCCCAGGAGAUCUUUUUGUUAUCAUAGAUGUUCUUCCUGAUCCGGUUUUGAAACGUGACGAUACAAACAUCCUCUACACUUGCAAGGUUUCUUAUAUAGAUGCCAUCUUAGGAACAACAAUGAAGGUGCCUACAGUAGAUGGGAUGGUAGACCUCAAAAUUCCAGCGGGUACCCAACCCGGCACAACCCUCGUUAUGGCCAAAAAAGGGGUACCCCUUCUGAACAAAAGUAAUAUGAGGGGCGACCAGCUGGUUAAGGUGCAAGUUGAGAUUCCAAAACGACUAAGCGGUGAAGAGAGGAAGCUGAUUGAAGAACUUGCCAACCUAAACAAGGCCAAGGCUCCUAACAGUAGAAGAUAGCUGGAGCUUACAGGUUUUCUACCCUUAUGAUUUACUUUUUCUGUGCAUCAGUGUCUGAUGAUUUAUCCCAAAAUUUUUAGCCCUUAGAAUCUACAUACAUUGAGACCAUGGCCAAUGUGCUUGAGGCUGAAUGCAGCAUUUGAAAUUUUGAGGAUUGGUUGUGUCAUGUUACAAUAUUUAUACACAAAAGUGCGUAUAGGGAGAUGCCUUCGUAGUAUUCUUAUGGAAGUAAACAGCCCAUACUUCAAUAUUUUUUACCAUUAUUUAUUGUGGUAUCGUGUAAUAACAACUGUAAGUGGCACAAAAUCUUUUCUGAUUGAUUAAAUUUCUCAUUUUCCUUGCUCCA
Sesamum indicum (sesame) is the source of this 1780-nucleotide messenger RNA. RefSeq names its product chaperone protein dnaJ A7A, chloroplastic. The record is from RefSeq and is a predicted model, not a curated record. Gene Ontology annotation, biological process: protein refolding; response to heat. Gene Ontology annotation, cellular component: chloroplast thylakoid membrane; cytoplasm. Gene Ontology annotation, molecular function: heat shock protein binding; ATP binding. Lineage: Eukaryota; Viridiplantae; Streptophyta; Magnoliopsida; Lamiales; Pedaliaceae.